AGAAGGCAGAAAACUCCAUUCUGGAAGCGGAAUAGCUUAACUUUAAUGCUUUAUGUCUAGUCAGGAAUUUAAGUCUCACAGAUUGCCUCCUGAUUAGCACUCAUUUUAGCACUUUUGGAAUGUGUGGCUUAGGCCAAUGAGGAGCAAGGAUUUUUGCUCAGCUGGUUCCUCUAAUUGCAAGUUCCUCUCUGGGCAUAUUUUCCAGUCUUCAGUACACUCCCAAAGGCCAAUCCUGAAACGUGGGGGUUAAGGCGAAAAAGAUCCGUUGUAGCUGGUGGCAUUGUAAGGAGUUGCUCAACACUCUUAAGCAGGCCAGUUGAAAAAAAAUAGUAAGAAGAUGCAUUAGCUCGCUGGCCAGAAACUCUUCCUUAUUCCUGUGAAUGCUGCUAAACUGAUUUGACACACGCUAGCCAGGAGGUGUUGCACUUUGGUUAGGACAUAAUGACAGCUGAAGAUUCCACUGCUAGGAUGAGUAACGAUUCCUCCAGUAUGCAGGCAAAUAAAGUCCCUGAGGGUGUGGCUGGUGCCCCAAAUGAAGCUGCACUUCUGCAACUGUUAGAGCGCACUGGAUAUACGAUGGUUCAAGAGAAUGGGCAGCGCAAGUAUGGUGGUCCCCCACCAGGCUGGGAAGGGCUUCCUCCGCCUCGUGGAUGUGAAGUCUUUGUGGGCAAAAUCCCUCGUGACGUCUAUGAAGAUGAACUUGUCCCUGUGUUUGAGUCAGUGGGGCGGAUCUAUGAAAUGCGCCUGAUGAUGGACUUUGAUGGAAAAAACCGUGGCUAUGCCUUUGUAAUGUAUACUCAAAAAUAUGAAGCCAAACGUGCUGUCAAGGAACUGAACAACUAUGAAAUCCGUCCCGGCAGGCUGUUGGGUGUGUGUUGCAGUGUGGAUAAUUGCAGGCUGUUCAUUGGAGGAAUCCCCAAAAUGAAAAAAAGAGAAGAAAUUUUGGAAGAGAUCUCUAAGGUGACGGAAGGCGUGCUAGAUGUCAUCGUAUAUGCCAGUGCAGCAGAUAAAAUGAAAAACAGAGGGUUUGCCUUUGUUGAGUACGAAAGCCACCGAGCAGCUGCUAUGGCAAGGAGGAAAUUGAUGCCUGGGAGAAUCCAACUUUGGGGGCAUCAGAUUGCUGUCGAUUGGGCAGAGCCAGAAAUCGAUGUUGAUGAGGAUGUCAUGGAGACUGUUAAAAUCCUGUAUGUCCGUAAUCUAAUGAUUGAAACCACAGAAGAUACCAUUAAAAAAGUAUUUGGACAAUUUAAUCCUGGCUGUGUAGAACGUGUUAAAAAAAUACGAGAUUAUGCCUUUGUACAUUUCACAAGCCGGGAAGAUGCUGUUAGUGCCAUGAAUAAUCUCAACGGCACUGAGCUGGAAGGAUCCUGUCUGGAAGUGACCUUAGCCAAGCCAGUAGACAAAGAGCAGUAUACCCGUUACCAGAAAGCAGCUAAAGGAGGAGGAACGGACGUUACUCAGCAACCUAACUAUGUUUACUCUUGUGAUCCAUAUACCCUGGCAUAUUAUGGAUAUCCAUAUAAUGCUCUGAUUGGUCCAAAUCGAGAAUAUUUUGUGAAAGCAGGCAGCGUUAGAGGCAGAGGACGAGGCGCAGCGGGCAACAGGGCCCCCGGUCCAAGAGGUUCAUACCUGGGGGGAUACUCUGCAGGCCGUGGCAUAUAUAGCAGAUACCAUGAAGGGAAAGGAAAACAGCAAGAAAAAGGAUACGAGCUUGUACCCAAUUUGGAACUUUCUGCUGUCAGCCCAGUUGCUAUUAAACCUGGCACAGUGGCAAUUCCAACUAUUGGUACCCAGUAUUCUAUGUUCCAAGCAGCACCAGCAGCAAAGAUGAUAGAAGAUGGGAAACUCCAUGCAGUUGAGCAUAUCAUCAGCCCCAUCGCUGUCCAGCAGGAUCCAGCCAGUGCAGCAGCUGCAGCUGCAGCAGCAGCUGUAAUACCAGCAGUUUCAACCCCUCCACCUUUUCAAGGCCGCCCUAUAACUCCUGUGUAUACCAUGGCUCCAAAUGUGCCAAGAAUUCCGGCUGCAGGAAUCUAUGGUGCCAGUUAUGUCCCAUUUGCUGCCCCAGCUACAGCAACAGCAACAAUAGCCACACUACAGAAGAACGCAGCUGCUGCCGCUGCGGCCGCCGCCGCCUACGGAGGAUACGCUGGGUAUAUCCCUCAGGCAUUUCCAGCUGCAGCAAUCCAGGUUCCAAUCCAUGACAUCUAUCAAACUUACUGAGACUGCCAGCUGUGGUUGGUAGAAGGGUUUGGGAACAUUGAAGGAACAUUUUACUAUUUAUGAAGAAAGAACCUGCUGCAGAAGAAUGUGUUUGGAUGUCAAUGAACUGAUGACAAAAGCUGGAAGUGAAAUUUAUAUCCAAUUUAGCAUCAUGUUUGAAAUCUUCCGUACACAUGAAGUUUCUACUAACUUUUUAGGCUUUUUAAAAAGAAAAUUAAUGUGCCUGAAUUCUACGUUUCCAAAAAGGCUUGUUUUUUCAAGGCCCGUUCUUCUAUACAGGUUUAUAUAAAGUAGUAGGUUUUUAUCAAUUUUAUUUUCGCUAUAUUUGUGGUAUGAAGGUUAUUUUUUAGCAAGUUCUGCACUCCAGAGAUUUCUAUUUUGUAGUGCCUUUAAUAAUAUAUCAGCUAAAUAUGAAAAAGUGCACCUGAGCAGGUAGGGAAAAGUUUUUAAACAAUCUAUUUUGAAGAAUAUAUUCAAUAUUUAAAGAAUUCAUGCAAUAGAUUUUUUUAAAAUAUAUAUAUACAAAUGUAUCUUAUUUAAGACAUUAAACUGGAAAGUGCAAUUUGAAAGUGACUGAGACCUCUGCAUUAUGUCCUAGCAUUUAUAUGGUUUCUUUGUUACCUGGAGCCACACUAAACAUCUAUAGUUAUAAAGAAACUCCCAUAAAUAUGGUUAUGUUAAACUAUGCUUAAUGUUAGGAGACCUUUUUUGCAUUUUCUGUAGAGCUAUCAUUUGUAUUUAUCAGCAUUCUUUAAUUUUCAAACUCAGAGCCAGAAGCAAAGUCAUUUAUAUUUUAUAAAAAUGUGAUGUUCAUUUGUCACAGAUGAGUUUAACCUAAAACAAAAACAAAAAACAUGGGUUUUGGUAUCACUGCACAUGUGAAUGCUGAGAGCGUCCAUAUGGCUCCAGACCUUAUCUGCAGUCAGCUAGUUUUAUUGUUGGUUAGGAAGUAGACUUUCCUUAUAGUGCUAAAUCAAGAUUGCUACCUUACCCCAGUAGGAAGGAUCUGUUGCUCAGUGGUGGAGUGUAUCUCAAGUCCAUGGCAUCUCCAGCUAAAAAUAUCAGGUUCUGGGUAACACCUGAGAUCCUGGAGACAUACUGCCUGCCAAAAUAAUCAAUACUGAAUAGAUGAACAGAUGAUUUCUGCUGGUGUAAGAAGAAACCAUACUGUAGGUUUAUUGAUGCAAGCACAAAAAUUUGGGUUUUCUGUAUUUUUCAGAAGUGUGGCAUAUGUACACACAGCUCUGAUUGUACACUUUUCUAAUAUAAGUGGUGUUCAAGAGAUACAUCUGCAGAUAAAGACACGUGUGGUAAAUCUACUUGAAGCCCCUACAAUACAUGUGCAGAGAUACAAUAACUGAUACGAAGUUGUGAUUUCGUACAGCUCAUUAUAUCUAGGUUUUCUCAUCUCCUCUUAUAUGCUUGCAAACAAAAUAGCUCCUCUGAAUUUCAACAAGCUCUUGUGUUCUUAUAUAAAAGGUAGUUCAUUUGUAUUCUUUUAAAGUAUAUGUUAUAGUGUCAGAGAAUGUUUGCUAGUGUAGUCAAGGACCAAAUAUGUUCUUGACAGAAAAUACUGCUUUUUAAAAUAGCUUUACCAUUUUUCAUGCUGAGGUAAGGGGGUUAGUAUAGUGAUACUAGGUGGAUUUUAAGCUCUUGCCUUAUUGUCCUUUCCAUUUACAGAUCCCAAUAAUGGGAGUUGCACAUGCACACUGGUGAAGGAAGGACUCUGAAUUUUUUUUAAAAAAAACAUGUAAAUAUAUUCACAUUAUAAAAGUUGUUUUAUUUUGCUGUUCUUUGUGGCUGUGUGGCAUACCACAGAGUCCAUGUUUAAUUUCAACGUUAUGAAAAUGUGUUUAGUUAAGUCAUUUUAUUGGAGUGUUUUGUGGCCUGUUUAAAGGCUUUUGUUGGUAGUAAUGCGAUGAAUGUAAAAUACAGUAAACUGUGGUUAAUUUCCUUUAUGUAACAUGCCCUGGUACCACCUGAAAGCUUUACUAUAGUGAAGUGUGCAAUACAUAUUACACAUGGAAGGGUGGGAUCCAAAGAUCUCUGAAGGCACCUUCCUUGCACACUUGGGAGCUUGGACAGCGCUUUUCAAUCACUCUAAAAGAGAUAGUGCCACCAGUCUGGGAAUCUCUGGUUGCUACCUGAGAACCUGGAAGGAACAGUGAAAACAUGCUAAUUGUUUGAAUAUAAAUGUUUGAGCAUGUGCCCAGCCUCUUGGGAUCCUUUCAUAUGGAGUCUGUGUUUCUGCAUAACGGCAAACCAGGACAUGGUUUGAUGAAUUCUAGCUACAAGUUAUCCAUGGUUUGUUAGCCAGCCUCAAGAAACCACUGUUUGUAAUUGGGUUCCUUUGGCUUGUUUAAAACCAUGGCUUUGAAAAAGAAACUGGCAAAAGGGCCAGAGA
Messenger RNA from Pogona vitticeps (central bearded dragon), 4624 nucleotides. It is a transcript of the gene RBM47, whose product is annotated as RNA binding motif protein 47. Gene Ontology annotation, molecular function: RNA binding. The record is from RefSeq and is a predicted model, not a curated record. NCBI's taxonomy places the organism in Eukaryota, Metazoa, Chordata, Lepidosauria, Squamata, Agamidae.